AUGAGAACCAAAAUUGAGGAGAAGUUCUCCAACUUCUUUGAAACAUGGAUGUCUAAACUAGAAGAAUAUGUACAGCAUCAUCUCACUCUCAAAAAAGAGGACAAAUCUUCUGAUGAGGAGGUACAUUAUGUGCCAUUAGUGAACAAAUUAACACAACAUCACAAAGAUUACUACACUGCCAAAUGGGCUUGCGCCAGUGAGGAUGUUUUGGCCUUUUUUACACCUGUUUGGUUGAGCCCUUUGGAGAAUGCAUAUCUAUGGAUCACUGGUUGGAAGCCGUCAAUGAUUUUGAGGCUUGUUGAUUCGCUAAGGAAAGGCCAAGUACCCGGUGCAACAAGUCUGGCUGAUUUGAGUGAAGAGCAAGUGAAAAAGAUUGAAGGUUUGAGGAGCAGGAUUAGGGUGGAUGAGGAGAAGGUGGAGAGGGAGAUGGAAAGGCAGCAAGUGGCCAUGGCGGAUAGGAAGAUGGUGGAGCUGGCGAGGCUGGUGAGUUUAACCAAGAAUGGCGAGCACCUGGCGGCGGCCUCGAGUAGUCAGAUCAAUGGGCUUGUGGAGAUGGCGAUAAAAGAGCUGCUGGCUGGCUUGGAAAAAGUGAUGAAAAUGGCUGAUUGUGUGAGGCUUAAGACUCUGAAAGGAGUGUUGGAUGUGUUGAAUCCAAUGCAGAGUGCGGACUUCUUGGCUUCUUCAUCAGUGCUGCAAAUUCAGAUGAGAAAAUGGGGGAAGAAAAGAGAAAAAAGGUCCGUUGAUGAAUGUGAAAAUCACAAGUAG
This is a messenger RNA of Coffea arabica (coffee), 765 nucleotides long. NCBI's taxonomy places the organism in Eukaryota, Viridiplantae, Streptophyta, Magnoliopsida, Gentianales, Rubiaceae. The record is from RefSeq and is a predicted model, not a curated record.